UUCGCCGCCGUGCCGCGGUCACCCAGCCGGUUCCGUCACUCGCGGACCGCCUCCAGAGACGGAGGGCGGUCCCGGGGCGGACGCUUCUCGGCCCAAAGUCCCUUCACGAUACUACUUUAAGCUGCUUCGCCCUCGUAUUCUAGAACAUACUGACUGACGAGAGUAAAAGAGGUCGGUCAGAACCACCAAGUGAAGUGGCGAGGGACUCGGCGGUCAGUCCUGCCGCCCCUGAACAGCGCAGAGGCCGAGGGAACCUCAGCUAGACCCCCAGCAGUCCCCACUGACUGGAGCCUCUGCCACGAUCCCAGGGCGGAUGUCCCGGAGAUGACGACGACUGUGUGAUUCAGCCCUUCUACGUGGUGAUGAAUGCAAGGGUUACCUGGCAGCCCCACCCUGCAGACUCCUCUGAGCUCAUCAGCUCAGCACCAGACGGCUCUUCGUCUCUCCUCUCCGUUCCCUCGGGCUCCUGGGACGACCCCCCCACCUACCCGACGCACCCGAGUCACUCCUAUCCGGGCUGCAGGAUGGAAGCCCUGGCCCUCUACACGUUCCAGGCCACGGAGAGCGACGAGCUCAGCUUCCAGAAGGGGGACGUGCUGAAGAUCUUGAACAUGGAGGACGAUCCCAACUGGUUCACUGCUGAGCUCAUGGGCAGAAAGGGCUACGUGCCCAAGAACUACAUCAACGUGCGACCGCACCCGUGGUUCGCGGGACGCAUCUCCAGGUCGGUGGCAGAAGAACGGCUGCGCACGCAGUUGCGCGGCUCCUUCCUCGUGAGGGAAAGCGAGAGCGCCCCCGGGGAGUUCUCCAUAUCCGUCAGAAACCCAGGCAUGCGCACGCCCUGCACGACUUCAAUGACCCGCACGUCUCUCACUUCCACUUCCUGCGCGGCGACGUCAUUGACCUGCUGGACUGCUCCGAUUCGCAGCGGUGGAAAGGUCGCUGCCACGGCCGCGUGGGAUACUUCCCUCCCGAGUACGUUUAUCCCAUCUACCCGUGACUGCGCCCUCAACCUCGGCAGGACGGGGAGCCUUCCUGCGGAGAUGGACCUGCUGACCGAGCGUCCCACACUACAAUGGACUCUGCAGACUCCUGCAGCUCCUCACAGAAGAAGCGGUUUCCUCUUUCUGGAAACUCACCGGACCUCUCUGAGGAGCUCGAGCUCUCGCAAACACUAAAGACGCCCCUGUGGUCCGGGCUCAGAACCGAGGACCGAUCGCAGCCGUUAAUCAUAACUUGAGACGCGUUCUGGCUCAUGCACGUAAACAAGCCCCAGAGAGACCCUCCCUGCGCACCACCGGGUCUGGAGACCCUGCGGCACGGUGCUCCGCAGCAAUGGUUCCCAAACUGUUGUGGUGGCGACCACAAACGCUGGUACACCGUUGUGUUUCUUCACGUAAUUUUAUCACGCCUCCAAAGACGAAACGAAAAACAACCUCUAUAACGUGACCGUGAGCCAUUGUAACGCAACCUCAGACUUUCUCGGCGGCUGCGGUCGAGCUCCUCUACGUCUGCUUUUGGAGCGCGGCACGGCUCCUCUUUUCACUAUGUAACGCAUCAUACGAAUGUGCAG
This is a messenger RNA of Scleropages formosus (Asian bonytongue), 1573 nucleotides long. It is a transcript of the gene grapa, whose product is annotated as GRB2 related adaptor protein a. The transcript has 6 exons. Lineage: Eukaryota; Metazoa; Chordata; Actinopteri; Osteoglossiformes; Osteoglossidae. Gene Ontology annotation, molecular function: protein binding. Bases 363 to 1178 code for a protein of 271 amino acids. The record is from RefSeq and is a predicted model, not a curated record.